AUGAUUUCAUUUCUGAAGAUAUUAUUUCUGAAAUCGAUAAUAUAUGAAAAUUGUUUAACAGACAACGUAGCUGAUUGUAGAUAUACGGAUUUUUAAAUCGUUGGGUUAAGUUCUUCGACUUUAGAUAGAUGUGGAAACUAAGUUAAAAACCUAUUAAUGGGCCCUUAUGGAUAUUAAACAACUGUGACCAAGACAUUAACAAAUGUUCCUCCAAAUAAUUUAAUUGAAUUAAAAGUUGGUAUUUGGAAACUAGACUCUUGGGAUAAAGAAGGAUUGGAGAUUCAUGCAAACGAUGUUUAAAUAGAAAAUUUAAAAUUGGAUUAUCAUGAUGGAACAAUGAUCUGUAGAAACGAGAUUUGGGAAGAUUUACUUUAGCCUCUUUCAUUAAGAUUUUAAAUUACAGGAACUGAUUUAAAAAUAAAGUUAAAAGACAAUCUACAAAAUAAUUCAGGUGAAGAUCUUUGGGAUGGUAUAAAUUGAAUGAUUUCUAGAAUCUUGGGGUUUCAGAGACUUUAUUUUGAGACUUGCCGUUCCAUGUGUUAACUUUUAUAGUGAAUGUAAUUACUUAGGAACAUUAUUUUAAAUAUGUUAGGGAGAAAAAUCCAAGUUACAAAAUGAAAUUCCAAGUGAAAUCAAAUCAAUUCUUAUGGGUCCUGGAAUAAUUGUAAAAUUGAGAAGUCCGAACUAUUUUGCUGGAGUAAUUUAAGAGUUCACCUCUUCAUAGCCAUGUUUGAAUGUUUAUCACGUAUUGAUUUAAAUAAUCAAUUUUAGUUUCCAAAGGUUAACUAUGAAGAAUGA
This is a messenger RNA of Paramecium octaurelia, 798 nucleotides long. Lineage: Eukaryota; Ciliophora; Oligohymenophorea; Peniculida; Parameciidae. The record is from the annotation of a GenBank genome assembly.